AUGGUUUUUGGACCUCUUGAUUUCAUCACGUGGAAAGUGAUCAGCGGCACGGAGCAGUGGCCGAGUACGGAGAACUUGGUGUCUAACGGCAAAAGGCUGGUCAUUAGCUCCAACGUUCGGGAAGAUGCCGACACGAUGUUCAAGAUCAACGAAUACAACGACAUCAACGGGCUUUUCAACGAGGAUAUUUCCACUGCAGUCGAGUUCAGGACCGGUGUGCCCUGUUCUUCGAGGACCCGGGAUCCAUCGUGGUCUCGUGUGCAGGGUAAUGCUGCGACCUUCAUGAUCGAAUACACCGACCUCACGCUGUACGAGUUCCGACCGACCGCCGAGGAGUUUUUCGGAGCAGGGGACUCGAUGAGUGCCCUUGAGUGCGGUUUAAUCCCAACGUUCGACAGGAUGGACAGCAGUUUGCUCGAGGCAACCAUGUGGUCUUGGGAAGAAGGCGAGCCCCACGCCUACUUUUCCAGCGCCCGGGCUGCCGUGGCCCACCAGGAGACAGGAAGGUGGACGAGUGGGUCUGCAUUGGCCAACGAGGAAGAGAGCGACGAAGUGCACUCCUACGCAUGUCGCGAUGAUAGUUCAGGCGAACGGGGCGAGUGGGUGGUGUCGAAUGGAGCAGCCGGGUGCUUCGGCGCGGCUGAGUUGGUCUGCCUUGCACAGGGGUUGGUCUUCGGUUGCCCACGAACUGCGAAAGAGAACGCCGCGCUCAGGGAAUCCAUGACGGAUGCGAACGUGGAGAGCGUAUGGCUCAAUCUUCUAUCAUCGGGAGGAGCAUCUUCAUCAACCUGGGCACGUGAGUCGGGCGUGGCCUACUCCCUCGCGACAACGUACACCCACGCGACGUGCGAUGGUGGGGGCUACUCUGCAGCGGCUGAAUACACGUGGGACGCCGGCGACGCGUGGACCUACGGCGACACUGCGUUUUACGAGAAGGCGGAGCGUAUCAAGGCGGAGGCUUCGGAGUUACUAUCGAAGGCUGACGCUUUGGAGGCGCUAUCUGAGUCAUCCGAGGACGAAUCGACGAACAUGGACGAGUCAAACGCGCUGACAGCUGCCGCGAUGCGGGUGGAGGCUGAAAGGAUUGAGAACUCGGCCAGGGAGGCCGGGGCCUACCCGAAAGGGUGGUGA
Ectocarpus siliculosus is the source of this 1131-nucleotide messenger RNA. The record is from the annotation of a GenBank genome assembly. NCBI's taxonomy places the organism in Eukaryota, Phaeophyceae, Ectocarpales, Ectocarpaceae.